This is a messenger RNA of Emericellopsis atlantica, 1879 nucleotides long. RefSeq lists its product as uncharacterized. The coding region runs from base 289 to 1725 and encodes 478 amino acids. Lineage: Eukaryota; Fungi; Ascomycota; Sordariomycetes; Hypocreales; Bionectriaceae. The record is from RefSeq and is a predicted model, not a curated record. The transcript is spliced from 2 exons. Gene Ontology annotation, biological process: regulation of transcription by RNA polymerase II. Gene Ontology annotation, molecular function: DNA-binding transcription factor activity, RNA polymerase II-specific; zinc ion binding.
CAGCCCUAUUUCGCCUCUUGCUCUCGGAUGCCGAUGCACAGUUGACGGCCGCCGCGCGUAUCAAGCCAACGUAGAACCACGCGAAAGCAAGCCCCUGUAGGCUUCUAUUUCGGUCCCUCGGCAGUCUUGAACCUCACCAGCCUUCGCGAGCGAGCGAUUCCAUGUUUCCUUAAAGGCUAGGCGUCGAGCUCAACUCAACGAAGCAAGCGGCCAUGCUUGCCGUCCGUCGCGAUAUCCGAGCAUCAACUGCUACGGUAGCUUAGUUCAUUCCGCCCAUCUUCCUCGAACAUGCCCCCUCGGAGAUCGCACAAGAAGUCGCGGGCUGGGUGUCGCCGGUGCAAGGUCCGCAAGAUCAAGUGCGACGAAGUCCACCCACGAUGCGGCAACUGCACGAAACAUGGCGUCGUGUGCGACUUUGAGUCCAACGAGGUGGCAGACGACCUUGCCAGCGUCUCUACGCCGGCAGCCCCGAGCCCCUUGCCUCCAACACCUGCGGCAUCCUAUGCGCGGGCCAACCCCCAGCCUCCGAGACGAUCACCUCCGCGUCCGCCCUCGGUGACACCACGCCUUGUCUUUAACCAGCCCCCGACACCCAAGGUGUCCAGCGUCACCGCCCAGGUCAGCAGGCUCAUGGAGCUGCGCCUGAUGCACCAGUACACCAACGUCACAUCCAAGACGCUCCUCACAAGCUCGCCUGUCACGGAAGAUAUCUGGCAGCGCGCCGUGCCGCAGAUGGCGUUUGAGGGGCGGACAUAUCUCGCGGACGCCAUCCUGUCCGUCGCGGCGCUGCACCUGCGCUCCCAGGCGCCCGAGGACAAGUCCCUGAUACGCGCGACCCACGCCUAUACAGCGUCGACGCUGGCCGAGUACUGCGCCUCGCUGGAAAAGGGCAUCACAUCGGACAAUGCCGAGUCCCUGUUCCUGACGGCGUCCCUCAUCGCGUUCCAGUCGGUGGCCUCGCGGAUAUUUGCGAAAGACGACGCCGAGCCCGACGACCCCAACGCCCGCUAUGCGCUCCCGCUGCCAUGGUUUCACUCCUUCCAGGGCGUCAAGACCGUGGUGGCCACCUCGUGGCAGUGGAUACGGAACAGCAACAUUGUCAAGAGCGUCAUUGAUUCUCAGCCGAGUCUACAGCUGGACCUGAACCCGCUGGGGCCCAACUCCUUCUUCGGCCACCUGCUCGAGGGCCUGGACGAGGAGAUUGCCGAGGAGGCGCCCGACAUGGUACCGUCGACGACACAAUGCUACUCGCACGCCAUCUGCGUGCUCAACUGGGCGCACAAGAGCCCGCAUCCCGCGGCGGCGCUGGCGUUCCCCGCCACCGUCGCCCGCCGCUUCAUCGAGCUCGUGGAGAUGAAGAGGCCACGGGCGCUGGCGACCAUUGCGUGCUUCUUCGCCCUGCUCAAGCGUCUCGACGGUGUGUGGUGGCUGCACGACGUGGCGCGCCGUGAAGUCAUGGGCCUGGUCGGGCUGUUCGAGUCCGGGUCCAAGUGGUGGCGGCACCUCGAGUGGCCGGUGCGGAUCGCUCUCUGGGACGGCAGCAAUAUCCCCCCCGAGAUUUGGGGCACCGACUGGGAGACGAGUGUGCCCCCGGAUACCAGCCAGGGGUUUGUGGAUCACAUUGAGCUGGUGGCCGAGCUGAUGGGCCAGUCUACGCAUGAUCUGCUCAACGUGGCCACUCCUUUUACGGGGGAGCCACCACUCACGGCCGAGUCGCCGGAUUGAUUGCAUUGAUCUACUAGGUACUAGACUACCAUGUGCUGCAUUUCGGGCGUUGAGGGCAUUACACGAUAUCCGGAGAGGGUAGUGCGAGCGGGUUCACUGGUCAUAUUUUUGCACGUAUAUACAAGCAGUCAGUUAUCUGCUUUACCAGCAUCAC